Pogoniulus pusillus (Red-fronted tinkerbird) is the source of this 2749-nucleotide messenger RNA. RefSeq names its product four and a half LIM domains 5 (gene FHL5). The record is from RefSeq and is a predicted model, not a curated record. Gene Ontology annotation, molecular function: transcription coactivator activity. Gene Ontology annotation, biological process: positive regulation of transcription by RNA polymerase II. Gene Ontology annotation, cellular component: nucleus; Z disc. The transcript is spliced from 5 exons. NCBI's taxonomy places the organism in Eukaryota, Metazoa, Chordata, Aves, Piciformes, Lybiidae. The coding region runs from base 436 to 1203 and encodes 255 amino acids.
GUCAGGCUUUGGCACUCAGGAUGUUCCUGUUUGGUUUACAAGGGUACUGGAGGUCUGUUGGAUACGUUUAUGUGUCUGGAAACAAAUUAUGAUCCAUCACUUUUUCCUUCCUUUUAUUUCUUUGUUCUUUGCACAGAAAUUUGGGGGUUGUGGGGGGAUUGGAUUCCUCAGAAGGUUUUAACAGAAAUGCCUUUUCCCCUUUGAUAACUGUCUGAAGUAUGUUCCCUUAAGAGCCUCCUGUAUGGUCUGUGUUUGCCAUUUGUAACCACAGUAUGUCAAAGAAUUAUUUGAUCCUGGGGUGAGGCAGCCAGCUAUUUGCAUGUCAUGAGGUCUAAGGGAAACAAACUGACCCUCAGCCUUCCCCUAUCCAUCCAGUUUCUGAUGGGACUCUCAAAUAGCUCUGGCAGUGUGUUCUGUUUCUUUUGGAUUUGAUGAAUGCUUGUUUCUGUGAAGACAUGUAAUUAUUUAUUCCUUCAUUCUACUGCACAAGUUACCAGCAGAAGCAGCCUCAGACCAAAUGAUCUGUCCUACAAAGGCCACCAUUGGCACGAGAGAUGCUUCAAGUGUGCCAAAUGCUGUCAGUCACUGGUGGAGAAACCAUUUGCUGCCAAGGACAAGGUCUUGCUGUGUACCGAGUGCUACUCUGAUGAGUAUUCAUCCAGGUGUUUCCACUGCCAGAAGACCAUCAUGCCUGGGUCCCGCAAAAUGGACUUUCAGGGAAGCUCCUGGCACGAAUCCUGCUUCAUUUGCCAGCACUGCCGACAGCCGCUGGGGACAAAGCUUCUGAUCACCAAAGACAAGGAGAAUUACUGCCUGCCCUGCUUUGAGAAGCAAUUUGCUCACCAUUGCUACUCCUGCAGAAAGGUGAUAACUUCUGGGGGAGUGAGCUACCAUGACCAGCCUUGGCAUAAAGAAUGCUUUGUGUGUGCCGGGUGCCAAACCCAGCUGUGUGGACAAAGAUUUAUUUCCAAAGAUGACUCUCCAUACUGUGUGGAUUGCUUCAGCAAACUGUAUGCUAAGAAGUGUGCUGCUUGCAAGAAACCUAUUACAGCUCUUGGAGGCCCCAGGUUUAUCUCCUUUGAAGAGCGUCAGUGGCACGGGGAGUGCUUUCGCUGCAGGAAAUGCUUGGCCUCGCUGGUGGGGCAGAGUUUCCUCACCCAGCAGGAGGAUGUCCUCUGUCACAAGUGUGGCUCUGCUCCAUAGCUCUGCGCAGAGCUGCACAGCUGCAUUAUUCCUGCUCUGCAGCAACGUGCCUUGUUGCUCUGCAGCAAGAAAACCAUGACAAAGGUGCAAGAGUUAUUUAGCCAUUCCAGCAGCAGAAUCAUUCUAUCCUAGUUCUCAACGGCUUACACAGAAAACUUCCAAAGCCCCAUGCCUAGGAAAGCAACACAGAAAAGGAUCAUAGAUGUUUCCAAUACCGCCAGAGCACGUUUCUCCUUGUGAGACACUGCUCUCUGCUGUUAGAAGAUUAAACAGGGAGGUUUCAUCUCCCAAGAACCAGGGAGGGCUGAUGAAGUCUCUAUGGCACAUGGCUAGGAGGAAGGCCUUAGCAGUGCUUCACAGAAACAGAUCGUGGCAUCAGAAACAGGGCACCUGCACGUCUCUAUGGGAUCCUGACACCGAUGGGAAGAGCUUGUAACCAUCAGCUUCCUCCAUGCCUCAGCUGCUGACAAAGCAGGCAGAGCGUGGGAGGAAGGGAUGCUUUUGUACAGAGGGCCUCUGAGUCAGGCCCAUUCCAAAGCCAGAUAAAGUGAGGAAAAAAAAUUUCCUCUCCUUGCUGAGAUUGCUCCUCAGAGACAGUCUGCAGUCAGCCCAAAACUGCACGGCAGCUCCGCUCCCAAAACUGGGCAGCUGUACUUAAUUUUUCAGGUGUAAAACUGCUUUAGAACAUAACUAAUCCCAACUUUUGAGCUACUGUGAGAGCUAAGGAUUGUCCAAGACUGGGCAGUGCUGCUGUCUCCACUACCUUCUCUAGACCUUCAAAUAGACACAUAAAAUAGGUAUUUUUGUUGGGAGACACAAAAGUCAGCUCGUGCCCAUACUUUUCCUCCCUCAAAACCCAUGUCAAAGCACUGUUAAUGGCCUUAUCCUCUCCACUCUGCUAGGUUUUAGCUCCCUGUCUACCCCUUUUCUUGCAAAUGCUCCACUGUCUGUAGCAGGCUAUAAGCUCUUCAGCAUCAAUACCUAAUUCAUUGGUCUGUGUGCCACAUGCUCAUGAUGUGUCAAGGGCUGGCAGUGUUAUUGCAGGCUAAGCAGUCCUGGCUUUGAGAGUUUGCUGUGCUUCAGCACUUCACUGUCCAUCAUUAAAGGUCAGCUGGAGCUGUUACAAGCAUUUAUCUUCUUCCUUCUUCACACUCUAUGCUACAAUGGCCUGAUUCAUGUUCCUGUGAGAGAUACUGUGGAAAACGGCAGGUCCUGCACCACUCCACACUGGCUUGGUCCUCAUCUUACCUAUUUAUGCUGUACGUUUUCCUUUGGAGUCUGGCCUUAAGUGCAUUAUUUGGCUGACUUGAGUGGGCUUUAUCCAUCCUGAAGACAGAAUCAUCACAGAGUGACAGAAUUGGUGAAUUACCACACACUGCCAUUACUUCAGCUAGAAAAGUGAAAAAAAAGGGCAAAAAGCAAAAGCAAUGUGUAAGUAUAGCUACACCAGAGCUGAGCUGCAGUGUCAUCAAAUCACUAUGGGCAACAGCUGACCGACCAGCACAGAGUGGCCAGCUCUCAGUCAAUAAAACAUUGAUCUGCUCUA